This is a messenger RNA of Ziziphus jujuba (common jujube), 1795 nucleotides long. Its product is annotated as protein DETOXIFICATION 35. Gene Ontology annotation, biological process: xenobiotic detoxification by transmembrane export across the plasma membrane. The transcript is spliced from 7 exons. The record is from RefSeq and is a predicted model, not a curated record. NCBI's taxonomy places the organism in Eukaryota, Viridiplantae, Streptophyta, Magnoliopsida, Rosales, Rhamnaceae. Gene Ontology annotation, cellular component: membrane. Gene Ontology annotation, molecular function: xenobiotic transmembrane transporter activity; antiporter activity. The coding region runs from base 117 to 1571 and encodes 484 amino acids.
AGCUUAUUUAUACGUAAGUGAAACAACUCGAAUCGCCGUGACCGUCGUCGAUCAUAUAUCUCUCAAUCUCUGACUCUGUCAACCUCCAGCAUUACUCUCCGGGCUCCGGCGGCGAAAUGGAGACGCCAUUGUUGACGGCGAACGGGGAUGAUGUGACGGACUACGAGCCAGUGAAAAGCCUGAAGGAGGCGAGGUCAGUGUUCUGGAAAGAGACAGUAAAGCUGUGGAAGAUAGGACUACCGGUGGCAUGCGCAACUGUAUGCAAUUACGGAGUGAAUUCGUUAACUGGGAUAUUCGUAGGCCAUAUCGGUGAACUUCAACUCUCUGCUGUUUCCAUUUCUCUCAGCGUCAUCGGUGCCUUCUCUUUUGGAUUCAUGCUUGGUAUGGGUAGUGCAUUGGAGACACUUUGUGGUCAAGCUUUUGGUGCUGGACAAGUUCAUAUGCUUGGUGUUUAUAUGCAAAGAUCAUGGAUUAUAUUAUGGGUCAGCUGUAUGUGCCUCUUGCCAAUUUACCUUUUGGCGACCCCAAUUUUAAAGAUUUUGGGACAAGCUGAUGAGAUUGCUGAUGCUGCUGGAAAGUUCACUUUAAUGAUGAUCCCACAAUUAUUCUCACUAGCUGUCAAUUUCCCCACCCAAAAGUUCCUUCAGGCACAGAGCAAAGUCAAUGUUAUUGCUUGGAUUGGUUUUGGGGCUCUAAUUAUACACUGCGGAUUGCUUUGGCUCUUCAUUUUCGUAUUCCAAUGGGGCACUACCGGUGCAGCUGCAGCAUUUGACAUCACAAGUUGGUUAAUUGUGAUUGCUCAAGUUGCUUAUGUAAUGGGUUGGUGCAAGGAAGGGUGGAGUGGGUUCUCAUGGUUGGCAUUCAAGGACUUGUGGGGUUUUGUUAAGCUCUCACUUGCUUCAGCUAUAAUGCUUUGCCUUGAGAUUUGGUAUAUGAUGUGUAUACUCAUUGUUACCGGCCACCUUAGUAAUGCAGUGAUCGCGGUGGAUUCACUUUCCAUUUGUAUGAAUCUCAAUGGGUGGGAAGGCAUGGUAUUUAUUGGAAUAAAUGCUGCUAUCAGUGUCCGAGUUUCCAAUGAAUUAGGAAAGGGUCGUCCAUUGGCAGCAAAAUACUCGGUCUACACCACAGUUUUUCAAUCUUUCCUGAUUGGACUGUUUUUCAUGGUUGUCAUCUUGAUAACCAAAAACUAUUUCGCGGUCAUCUUCACUAGCAGCAAGAAUGUGCAAGAAGCUGUCUCUAACCUCGCAUUUCUUCUCGGUAUAACAAUGGUUCUCAAUAGCGUCCAACCAGUUAUUUCAGGUGUUGCUAUUGGAGGUGGAUGGCAGGCAACGGUGGCUUACAUCAACUUGGGUUGUUACUAUGUGUUUGGUCUACCAUUUGGCUGCAUUCUUGGUUACUUACUAAACUUAGGAGUUAAGGGAAUUUGGUCAGGAAUGAUAUCUGGAACCGCUUUGCAAACUUUUCUUCUCUGUGUAAUAGUUUUCAAAACUAACUGGAAUAAGGAGGUGGAAGAAACCACAGAACGCAUGAAGAGGUGGGGUGGUGGGAAGAUAGGCGAUGAUCGGACAUGAUUAUGAACAACUUUUGUUUAACCCAAAAAAAAAAAAAAAAAGAAAGAAGAGAAAAAGAAAAGAGCACAGGAUUUUUGCUUGCUAGCUCUCAAGGAAUCUUGAAGACCCUCUUUUUUCUUUUCUUUUUGUUCAAGUUUUGGGUUCUGAUUGUAAUGUACCCAUUAUUUAGUUUUUGAAACUUUCAUUUGCUGACAUAUUAUUACCAAAGAAUAUUGAAUUUUCCA